CAGUGCUCAAUAUCGUUGGUGUAAUAAUUAAUAGCAUGCUAAUUGUGAUGGAGAUGAUGCGCUUUGUGUUAUUGUUCCAACGCAAUGGAAGAGAGCGAGAAAGAGGCGAAAUCCGGGUGAAAUGUAAGAGGAUUUGAUCCCCAACCACUGAAAGAGAUUAAGUCGACAGCAGCGCAAGUGAAAUUGUGCUGCAUAUAAAAAUAGGACGGAUUGGUCUUUCGAUGUGAGAUUGGUACCUUCCAUUCUGUAACACAAUCGCCAUGUACUCAAGUGAUCUCAUUUCAGGGACAUAGCACAGUUGCUGCUCUGCUAUAGUGAAGCUUUAUUGUUGUGGAUUUGGCUCUGGUAGAUGACUAAUUUGCUGUAAACCGGGAAGAGUUUCGAUGAAGAGUGCGCGAGAGCUGCGCGCGCUCAGCAUCAUCAUCAUCAGCAGCAGUAGCAGCAGCCUCGAGCUCAAAUUCAGAACAGCUCGCAUCUCAGAGCAUCAUCUCCUCGCAUCCAGACAUAAAAAGACGUUUGCAAAAGUUUGACGAUAAGGUGCAAUCUAUUUGACUGAGGAUUCAUCCUUUGGAGAAUGAUGUGGGGUGGAAGGGGAGCAGCGUGGCUUUGGAUUUGGGCCUGUUUACUGGUGACCAGUGUCCUGGCUGGAAAAAGCUCCAGUCAGAAUGCAGAUGAGCAGAAAGACAACACCACAGUUUUCACCAGGAUUCUGGACAGCCUCCUCGAUGGCUAUGACAACCGUCUUAGGCCUGGUCUAGGAGAGCGUGUAACUGAAGUCAAGACUGACAUUUUCGUGACGAGUAUUGGACCAGUAUCGGACCAUGACAUGGAGUACACCAUAGAUGUGUUCUUCAGGCAGAGCUGGAAGGAUGAGAGGCUGAAAUUCAAAGGUCCCAUGGCAGUGCUUCGUCUCAACAAUCUCAUGGCUAGUAAAAUCUGGACCCCCGACACCUUUUUCCACAAUGGCAAGAAGUCAGUCGCCCAUAAUAUGACCAUGCCUAACAAACUUCUACGGAUCACAGAGGAAGGAACUCUGCUUUACACCAUGAGGCUUACAGUCAGAGCUGAAUGUCCGAUGCACUUAGAGGACUUCCCAAUGGAUGCCCAUGCUUGCCCUCUCAAAUUCGGCAGUUAUGCAUACACAAGGGCUGAAGUGGUGUAUGUAUGGACACGAGGGGCAGCGCAAUCUGUGGUUGUGGCUGAUGACGGCUCACGCCUCAACCAGUAUGACUUGAUGGGACAGACUGUCGACUCGGGUGUGGUGCAAUCCAGCACUGGAGAGUAUGUUGUCAUGAAAACACAUUUCCAUCUGAAAAGGAAGAUUGGUUACUUUGUCAUCCAGACGUAUUUGCCAUGUAUCAUGACAGUGAUCCUGUCCCAGGUGUCCUUCUGGCUAAACAGGGAAUCUGUCCCUGCCAGAACUGUGUUUGGAGUGACCACUGUCCUUACCAUGACUACCCUAAGUAUCAGCGCGAGAAACUCUCUCCCCAAGGUGGCCUAUGCCACAGCCAUGGACUGGUUCAUUGCUGUUUGUUAUGCCUUUGUCUUCUCGGCUCUCAUAGAGUUUGCCACGGUUAACUACUUCACAAAGAGGGGUUACGCUUGGGAUGGGAAAAGUGUGGUGCCAGAAAAGCAAAAGAAGAAGAAGGAGUCAUUGCUGAAAAAGAACAACACCUACACUGCUGCAACAGCAACAGCUUUUGCUCCGAACAUUGCCAGAGACCCUGGUUUGGCAACUAUUGCUAAAAGUGCCCCCCCUCCCCCAACUGAGCCCAAGGAAGAGCCAAAACCCAAAGCUCCUGAGGCAAAAAAGACCUUCAACAGCGUGAGCAAGAUCGAUAGGAUUGCCAGAAUAGCCUUCCCGUUGCUCUUCGGAACCUUUAACUUAGUGUAUUGGGCAACUUACUUGAAUAAAAAACCCAAAUUACAGGGUGCCGUGCAACCACACUAAGUCUAUCUCCUCUGUCUUUUUUUCUCCUUAUGUUUCUAAACAAUUACAAAAAAGUGAAAAGAAACAAUUUGUCUCAAAUUUGUUUCAAUGUUAGUCGAGUUCCCACUUUCAAGUUUGUGUCAACAUAUGUAACAUACUGUAUCUUCCUAUAUGA
Rhinichthys klamathensis goyatoka is the source of this 2105-nucleotide messenger RNA. It is a transcript of the gene gabra1, whose product is annotated as gamma-aminobutyric acid type A receptor subunit alpha1. Gene Ontology annotation, molecular function: inhibitory extracellular ligand-gated monoatomic ion channel activity; GABA-gated chloride ion channel activity; transmitter-gated monoatomic ion channel activity involved in regulation of postsynaptic membrane potential. The coding region runs from base 575 to 1951 and encodes 458 amino acids. Gene Ontology annotation, cellular component: synapse; postsynapse; dendrite membrane. The transcript is spliced from 10 exons. Gene Ontology annotation, biological process: regulation of postsynaptic membrane potential; gamma-aminobutyric acid signaling pathway; signal transduction. Lineage: Eukaryota; Metazoa; Chordata; Actinopteri; Cypriniformes; Leuciscidae. The record is from RefSeq and is a predicted model, not a curated record.